GUCACUUUUCCUCAACCAAAACAUCCACAAGAAUUACAAUUUAUACAUUUUCGAUUUAUGUUUAAGAUUUAAAUAAGAAAUCAAACAAAUUCCGACUCAAUCAAGAUGAGUUUCGCUGCUCCGAAAACUCCUGUCUCCCAAAUCAUACACAACAAAGACAACCAAGAUGAGCCAAAGAAGAAAACUCGUGAAGAUUGGCGCAAAGCAAAAGAACUCGAGGAAGCCCGAAAAGCUGGUACAGCACCAGCUGCCGUCGAUGAGGAAGGCCGAGACAUCAACCCUCAUAUUCCACAGUAUAUUUCAAGUGCUCCAUGGUAUUACGGGGCUUCUGGUCCAACAUUGAAACAUCAACGUCCACAGAAAGACGACGAGGAGAGCACCGCCCUGCAAACCAAGCUGGUCAUCAAGGGAGUCGACAGCUCUAGGUUGGUGACUAAAUUCAGGAAAGGUGCCUGCGAGAAUUGUGGAGCCAUAACGCACAAGAAAAAAGAUUGUCUUGAGAGACCAAGAAAAUGCAUGGCUAAGUACGCCGAAUCAAUUGUGAUCCACGACGAACACAUUGUUGACAGCAAUGCCACGGAUUACGACGAGAAACGAGAUCGCUGGAGUGCCUACGAUCCGGCGUCCCACAAAGACAUCGUGGAUGAGUUCGAGAAGGUCGAAGAAGCGAAGAGGCAGUUGAAAGCUGACAAACUGAAGAAUAACCCAGAUGCCGAGCUGUCGGACGAGGAGAGUGACGAAGACAAGUACGUAGAUGAGGUUGACAUGCCUGGAACAAAAGUCGAUUCGAAACAGAGAAUCACUGUGAGAAAUCUCCGAAUCCGAGAAGAUACCGCCAAGUAUCUCAGGAAUUUGGAUCCCAACUCCGCGUACUAUGAUCCCAAGACACGUUCGAUGAGAGAUAACCCCAAUCCUCAGCUAAAGCCUGAUGAGGUUGAGUUCGCCGGAGAGAACACAGUCCGCUACAGUGGUGACACAACUAAGCAUUCCACGGCCCAGUUGUUUGCAUGGGAAGCUCAUAGAAAGGGAGUUGAUGUCCAUUUGCUGGCCGAACCUACGAAGCUUGAACUCCUGCAGAAGGACUACAACUUGAAGAAGGAGGACUUCAAGGCACAGACUAAGGACCACAUCCUUGAAAAGUACGGAGGCGAGGAACAUCUUCAAGUCCCACCGAAGUCUCUAUUGCUGGCUCAAAACGAAAACUACAUUGAAUACUCGAGGAGUGGCAAAGUAGUCAAGGGAAUGGAAAAAUCCCGAGCGGUUAGUGCUUAUGAAGAAGAUGUCUUUCCGAAUAACCACAAAACCAUAUGGGGGUCUUUCUGGCACAGCGGCCGAUGGGGAUACAAAUGUUGCAAAUCCUUUAUCAAAAACUCUUACUGCGUGAGUGCUAGCAAAGAAACCAUUGAGUCAAGCGAUGCGGUGGUCACACAUCCCCAGACGCAACAACGUGAACUGGAACAAGUUGUCCAAGAAGAGGAGACUGUUGUGGAGGAACAAGAAGAAGAAGAAGAAGAUGAAUCAGAGCCGGAACAAGCCGACAGUCCAAAGAAAUCAUCAAAAAAAUCAAAGAAGGACAAAAAGAAGAAAAAGAAGAGUAAGCAUAAGCGACGAGAAGCCGAGAAAAAAGAGGAAGCUAAAAAGAAGGAAGAUAAAGUGGAACUGGACGAUAGAAAGCGGGCGUAUAACAGUAUGUACGAUGUUAAAGCACCCACCGAAGAGGAAAUAGAAGAGUUUAUGAUCAAGAGGACGAGGGACGAAGAUCCUAUGUUACAGUUUAUGGGAAAAUGAAAAAUUGUUUUUUAAGUAGGGUAAUAAAGAAAAAACCAGAA
Molecule: messenger RNA, 1829 nt
Organism: Eupeodes corollae
Lineage: Eukaryota; Metazoa; Arthropoda; Insecta; Diptera; Syrphidae
Gene: Slu7
Product: pre-mRNA-splicing factor Slu7
Exons: 1
Coding region: 106-1788 (560 amino acids)
Biological process (GO): mRNA splicing, via spliceosome
Cellular component (GO): spliceosomal complex
Molecular function (GO): pre-mRNA 3'-splice site binding
Source: RefSeq, a predicted model, not a curated record